AUGCGCGAACAAACACGCAGUCCCGAAUCUCCGGAGGAGCCGCUGGCCCGUAACUGGAGAAGAGAGAGAAAGAAAGCUGAGCAGGUGAAGAAAAAAAAGAGGAGAAAGAGAAUUCUACCUCAAGCAGAGGACGAGGUGGUUAAGAAGAAGGAGGAAGGGAGAAAGAGAAGAGAGAAGAAGAACUCUUCUGAAGCAAGCGGUCGGUUUGAAGGGGAAAAUGAUUGA
Trichophyton verrucosum HKI 0517 is the source of this 225-nucleotide messenger RNA. RefSeq lists its product as uncharacterized. The transcript has a single exon. Lineage: Eukaryota; Fungi; Ascomycota; Eurotiomycetes; Onygenales; Arthrodermataceae. The record is from RefSeq and is a predicted model, not a curated record. Bases 1 to 225 code for a protein of 74 amino acids.